CUGACUGGUCUGCAUCUAUGCAGCCCCAUACGCAACAACUGCACUGUGUAUUCUGACACCUUUCUAUCAGAACCAGCAUUAACUCCUUGAGCAAUUUAAACUACAGUAGUUUGUCUGUUGGAUCGGACCACACGGGCCAGCCUUCACUCCCCACGUGCAUCAAUGAACCUUGGCCGCCCAUGACCCUGUCGCCGGUUCACCACUGUUCCUUCCUUGGACCACUUUUGAUAGAUACUGACCACUGCAGACCGGGAACACCCCACAAGAGCUGCAGUUUUGGAGAUGCUCUGACCCAGUCGUCUAGCUAUCACAAUUUGGCCCUUCACUCAAAUCCCAUUUUUCUUGCUUGUAAUACAUCAGCUUUGAGGACAAAAAGUUCACUUGCUGCCUAAUAUAUCCCACCCACUAACAGGUGCCAUGAUAAAGAGAUAAUCAGUGUUAUUCACUUCACCUGUCAGUGGUCAUAAUGUUAUGCCUGAUUGGUGUAUAUAUAGUGUUUGUAUGUAUUGUUUAUGGGUCUUGCUAUAUGCAAAUUAAUCCUUCUGAAACCAGACAUAAAAUUAUAUGUAAUUUGUAUUAAUAAUUAUUGUCUAUUGCCCUCAAAUGUCUUCCUUAUGUCAUGUUCCCAGAUGCCUGUAUCCAAGUGCACUUCUGAGUGUCCCCCUGGGACACGUAAAGCCAUUAAGAAGGGCCUUCCAGUGUGCUGUUUUGACUGUUUGCCCUGUACAGAGGGGGAAAUCAGCAAUAGUACAGGCUCAAUAAAAUGUUAUCGCUGUCCCCAAGAGUUCUGGUCAAAUAGUUUCAGAAAUGAAUGUGUGCCCCGUGAGAUGGAGUUUCUUUCUAUUGGAGAAACAAUGGGCAUUACGCUGACGGGUGUUGCCAUUUCGGGUGCUGUCAUUACAGCUACAGUGGCUGUUAUUUUCCUGCACCAUAGGAACACUCCAAUAGUUAAAGCUAACAACUCAGAGCUCAGCUUCCUGCUCCUGCUGUCUCUCAAACUCUGCUUCUUGUGCUCGCUAGUAUUUGUAGGCCAGCCAUCACUCUGGUCAUGUAGGAUUCAACAGGCGGUUUUUGGGAUCAGUUUUGUCAUGUGCAUCUCCUGUAUUCUGGUCAAGACCAUUGUAGUUCUAGUUGCAUUCCACUCUGCUAGACCUGGAUCCUCAGCUCUUAUCAAGUGGUUCGGACCGGGCCAGCAGAGAGGAAGCGUUCUGGUCUUUACCUGCAUUCAAGUGAUUAUCUGUGCCAUUUGGCUCUCUGUCAGUCCGCCUUCACCUCGCCGUAACUUUGGAAUCCAUGGUUCAAAGGUCAUCCUUGAGUGCACAGUUGGGUCAGUUGUGGGAUUCGCCUGUGUACUGGGCUACAUUAGCUUUCUGGCUGCUCUCUGCAUUCUGCUGGCCUUCUUUGCCCGUAAACUUCCAGAUAAUUUUAAUGAGGCGAAAUUUAUUACUUUUAGCAUGUUGAUCUUUUGUGCUGUGUGGAUUGCUUUUGUGCCAGCAUAUGUGAGCUCACCAGGGAAGUACAGUGUUGCUGUGGAAAUUUUUGCCAUCUUGGCCUCUAGUUUUGGACUCUUGUUUUGUAUCUUUGUCCCAAAAUGUUACAUUAUUUUACUCAAGCCAGAAAACAACACUAAAAAUUUUCUUAUGGGUAAAGCAUAAUUAUACAUCUGAAAACCUUUUCUGUUUUGUGAUUCUGUUUCCCUAUAAUAAAGCUGUUCUGAGUCACA
Ctenopharyngodon idella (grass carp) is the source of this 1723-nucleotide messenger RNA. RefSeq names its product vomeronasal type-2 receptor 26-like. The transcript is spliced from 2 exons. Gene Ontology annotation, molecular function: G protein-coupled receptor activity. The record is from RefSeq and is a predicted model, not a curated record. Lineage: Eukaryota; Metazoa; Chordata; Actinopteri; Cypriniformes; Xenocyprididae. Gene Ontology annotation, biological process: G protein-coupled receptor signaling pathway. Gene Ontology annotation, cellular component: membrane. The coding region runs from base 513 to 1655 and encodes 380 amino acids.